Messenger RNA from Exophiala xenobiotica, 1854 nucleotides. RefSeq lists its product as uncharacterized. Gene Ontology annotation, molecular function: zinc ion binding; DNA-binding transcription factor activity, RNA polymerase II-specific; transcription cis-regulatory region binding. Gene Ontology annotation, cellular component: nucleus. The record is from RefSeq and is a predicted model, not a curated record. The transcript has 3 exons. Gene Ontology annotation, biological process: positive regulation of transcription by RNA polymerase II. The coding region runs from base 1 to 1854 and encodes 617 amino acids. Lineage: Eukaryota; Fungi; Ascomycota; Eurotiomycetes; Chaetothyriales; Herpotrichiellaceae.
AUGCCGAAACAACAACUCCGAUCCAGAGGCGGCUGUCGAGAAUGUCGUCGCAUGCAUCGUAAAUGUUCGGAACAACGACCGAGCUGUGAAUAUUGUUCGAGCACGGGCAAGCAGUGUUCUUAUGACAAAGUCCUAAAAUGGGGCGGACGCUCCUUCAAGAAGUCUUGUUUCGGUCAGGUGCUUUCUACUGGAGCCGUGAUCAAACAGUCCGAGGAGCGCUCCGGUUCUAAUGCUCCUUACCAGCAGCCCUUUGUCUAUGGCCCAGGCGCUGAUGAUACUGCAACGGGCGCAACCAUUCUGGCAGCGACGGAUCCUGCACAGAUCUCGGGACUUCCAAUUUUGACUGGAGCUUCCCACUCGAAGCCGCCUUUAUUCAACGGCGAUGUCAGUCGUGACCAAGCUGCCUCUAGUCCAUCCGACGCCUCUCCUGAUGCUGAAUCUGCCUACAUCCCCAGUCCCUCCGCCCCCACGGUAGCCUCGAACGGCCCCUUAAACGAUACCGACCCCGAUGUUGAUGAUGUAUCUUGCGAUACCACACCAGACGCGGCUAACGUAGACUCGUGUCGAGACCUUGUGCUUGGUGUCACUCCACGAGAUACAACAAGCUCGGUCGACCUCGAAGUGAACCUCGACUGGCUGCCAUGGCUAUCCAAAGUCGACCGCUCGCUACUGAAUCACUUCACGUUGACUGUGACGAGCUACUUGUCUCUUCAUCAGACCAUGCAAAACGACUUUUGCACGGUACUCCUGCCGAUGGCCCUCGACACCUCACACGGGACACAUCUGCUUUCCGCCAUUCUGGGCCUGGCAGCAAUUCACCAAAUCUCUCUUGGUUCCUACAACGAUGAGGCUUAUCUUGCACAGCUUCGGUAUACCAGUCUUCAACAGCUUCGGCUGCAGAGCAUUGGUCACAGCGCAGCGCUGGACGAACAGUCCAUUGCGACCGCCCUGACUCUAUGUUUGUGCGAUAUCUUAGCGGGCGGUGAAAAGCCCAAGUCGUGGAGACUGCAUCUACAAGGUGCCGCUACAAUGAUCAGGACGUACUUUUCGAGACAUCCGCCUAACUCAGGGAAUAUUCUGGUCCUCUGGCGAUGGUGGAAGUCACUUCAAUCAUUAUCCGUCCUUCUGGGUAAUCCCACGCCCGAAGUGAACACAAAAUCAACUCUGACUCUGGAACCAUCAAACCAGAAUCACUACAUCGAUACCUACGACGGCUUCUCAACGAAAUUGCAUCCAGUGAUCGAGGAGGUUGACAUGCUCAAUGCCGAAAGUCAAGCUCUUCAGAAACUAGAAACAACGUUGGGCCAUGAGGAGUCAUCGGUCAAGGUCUUGCGAAAUGCGCAUUCGACGAGAUGCGGCACACUUAUUGAGAAGAUCAGUGCCAUGAUGGAUGAUCCUGUAACUGAACUGGAUCCUGCCAGCUCUUCACCCACUCCGUUCGACCCUUCCUCGGAUUACUUCUCACUCAACGAAGCUUAUCAUCUCGCUGUGAUGCUGCAAGUCUACCAAAGAGCCAUGAACUUGACCAUCACAGACACCAGGGUACAAGAAGUGGUGAAAAGAGGAAUCAAUUGUCUGAGGAGCAUCACCUUGUACGGUUUUGCGUCUCCGGGAGUUGCGACGUUGCAACCACUUUUCAUCUUUGGAUGUGCUGCUCAUGAAGAGGAGGACCGCCAGUUUGUCAUGGACUGGAUUGAGAGAAUGAGACGGACCUAUUCGCUGCGUAACACGGAUUCUGCAAGAGAAUUCUUGUUGGAGCUUUGGCAGAGAAGAGACUCUAUGGGCUCCAUGGGCGCUCAGCUACAGUACCAUCAGUUGCUCGCUGAAAAAGAUUGGGACUUGUCCUUAUGGUGA